GAUACUUGGAAAGGCACCAGCGUACCUGACACAGAGUUAGCGGUCUCCGUUAAUGUUCGCACUUUGCCCUCCAUUAAUCGUUGUCGCCAGGCGAAAUAGGUGAAACUAUUAGAGCCGCUGUGAUCCGACAAAGAAGUAAAGGUGGGACAAAUCGUGAGAAUGCAGCCUGCAACUGCUAAGUGGUACGACAGACGGGACUCCGUUUUUGUAGAGUUCUGCGUGGAGGACAGUAAAGAUGUGCAAGUAAAAUUUGACAAGUCUAAAAUCAUUUUCAGUUGUGUUAGUGGGACAGAUAAUAUUAAACACAAAAAUGAACUGGACCUCUUCGAGGAGAUUGACCCCAAAGACUCCAAGCACAGACGCACUGACAGGUCUGUGCUUUGUUGUUUACGAAAAGCAGAGGCUGGGAAGUCGUGGCCACGGCUAACCAAAGAUAAGACAAAGUUAACCUGGCUCAGUGUGGACUUCAAUAACUGGAAAGACUGGGAAGAUGACUCGGAUGAAGACCUGUCAAGUUUUGACAGAUUUUCAGAGAUGAUGAACAGCAUGGGAGGGGAUGAUUUACCAGAUCUGGAUGGUGCAGAUGAUGAACAUGACUCUGCUGACAGCGAUGAUGAAAAAAUGCCAGACCUUGAGUAAUUGACGAAAGGAUGCCUCCCCAUUAGUAAACAAAGUGAGUCACAGGUUGGCUGAAGAGAGACUAGAAAUGAGUUGGCAACAUGUUGGGGAAGAAGUCUCAUCUUUCCAUGCAGUUUCCAAAGCCGAACCGCUUAAUGGCAUGGAACGACUGUUGGAUGCAGACAUGCACAGAGAUCCUUAGUGAUAUAAAGUGCUGUGCUUUUCUGUUCUAUUCUGCAUGGACAAUUAUGUUUAAAUGAAAAUGUUUAUUGACUUAAAUGACUGUAAUGGGUUGUGCUAAUGUCUUAGACCCUCUCUUUGUUUUUGCGAUGUCAGUCAGGUUCUGUAUUAAACAUUGAUUUCUAAUGAAGAAACCACCAAGAUUCAGAAUGCCUAUUUUCAAAAAUUGAUUUUUUUUUUCUAAUGAAAGAUUAACCCCUUUAAUGUUUUUAUUGUAAAUUGCACUUAUAUUUUGUUUGUUAAUUUAUACAAGAGGAGUUUGGCUUGAAAUGGGGUUUUAAGUGUAUUUCAACAUCUGGAAAUACUUAAAACAUCUCAUUGACUUUAAAUAUUUCCGUAUUUCAAAUAAAAGAAUAUGCCUGUGCAACAUACAGCUUGUGUUAGAUUUAUGGUACAGUGAAAUUUAUGAUGCAGUCCUCUCACGCAGUCUCCUCUUGCAAAGGUGUUUGUUUUCCUGUCAGUGUACAGAAUGUAUACCAAGCAAAUUAUACAGUUGACUUAAUAGUCUUGUGGUUAUUGCACGCUGUAGCAGAAACAACAUAAUUUCCUUCCAUAACUGCAUUGAGGUGAGUGCCGAAAUCUUACAUGGUCUGCCAAGAGGUCCUCCCCCAGUCAUUAUAACUCACACUACAGGUCAUAAAGGUGUUUGUUAACCAGAUAACACUAUGACUGUUUUGCAAAUUUGUUUCAUGUGCUGAAUACUUUCGAGUGUUAAAUGCUGUGGGAAAUUUUGGCUACAUAUUUCUAAUAAACUUUUAAAG
This is a messenger RNA of Lampris incognitus (smalleye Pacific opah), 1619 nucleotides long. RefSeq names its product prostaglandin E synthase 3a (cytosolic) (gene ptges3a). Gene Ontology annotation, molecular function: prostaglandin-E synthase activity; protein-folding chaperone binding; Hsp90 protein binding. The record is from RefSeq and is a predicted model, not a curated record. The transcript is spliced from 8 exons. Gene Ontology annotation, cellular component: cytosol; nucleus. Lineage: Eukaryota; Metazoa; Chordata; Actinopteri; Lampriformes; Lampridae. Bases 160 to 639 code for a protein of 159 amino acids. Gene Ontology annotation, biological process: protein folding; telomere maintenance via telomerase; chaperone-mediated protein complex assembly.